GCAUCACAUGGAUUUGGUUGGUUUUUUUCCUCCAUCAGCACUGUUUUCAGACAGAUGCAUUACAUAACCACAGACAGUACCCACGUUUCUGGCAGCAGCAAGGAAGGAAAAACUUCUUUAAAGACUGAUCUCCUUUUCUCUGCAGAGGCCCAGCAAGGAGAGGAGCACACCACAAGCAGGGGGCACGGAGCAUGAGAGGACGUUUAGACAUCGAUAAACUAUUUACUGCAAGGGCGUUUAGCACUGAACAGGCUGCCCGGGCCGGCCUGGAUGCCCCAUCCCGGGGCGUGUUCACGGCCAGGUGAGAUGGAGCUGAGCAGCCUGACCUGGAAAAAGGUGUCCCUAUCCGCGGUGGGUGGUUGGAACUGCGAGAUCUUUCAGGCCCCUUCCAACCACUCUCUGGUUCCACGAUUCUAUGAAAGCAACCGUGAGAUCGCUCUUCCUGGCCACGUUCCCACCGUGCUUAUCCCAAACCAGAGGGCAGAAACAGCACGCUUAUCGGGGGAGUUGCAGCACCUCUCAGCAAACCCCGGCAGCCGGCUAUGCACGUACUCCCAGGGAAGCAUUCCAAGGUUUGUUUCUCGACAUGUGAUGCUGCCACGAGAACUUUCAAAACAAGUGCCAAAAUCUCAUCUGAUGUCUGAAGAAGAGUGGAGACGACUUGGUGUUCAGCAGAGUCUUGGCUGGGUUCACUAUAUGAUUCAUGAGCCAGAACCACACAUUCUGCUCUUCAGAAGACCGCUUCCAAAGGAUGAGCAGAAAUAAGCCACGGCCUUUUGAAUCUUCUGGAACUAUGUAUAUGAGUGUAUAUAUGUUGGUAGUAUUCAGUGAAUACUUUAAAUUUACAAAACAUACAUCCAAACCUGUGCAUGAGCUGUAUUAUUCACAGCAACAAAGCUCAGUCAAAUGCAAUUCCAAGCAGGCUGCUAUGAUGUUCAAAGAGUUAUGAUUUUAUCUUUUACUGUUAAUGUAAGUGCCUCUCUGACUUAAAUUGUGUUGUGUUGCAUGUUCCGAUGAGCUCAUCCCUUGUUAGUGUUCUAUAAGUUUUGCACUCAAAUUUUCUGCUGUAGUUCAAAUGCAGUAGUUCAAUUGUUUAGUAGUAAGUAGGCUUAAGAAAUAAACUGUUUAAAUGCUUUAUGAAA
Messenger RNA from Onychostruthus taczanowskii (white-rumped snowfinch), 1142 nucleotides. It is a transcript of the gene CKS2, whose product is annotated as CDC28 protein kinase regulatory subunit 2. Bases 271 to 765 code for a protein of 164 amino acids. The transcript is spliced from 3 exons. The record is from RefSeq and is a predicted model, not a curated record. Gene Ontology annotation, biological process: regulation of mitotic cell cycle. Gene Ontology annotation, cellular component: cyclin-dependent protein kinase holoenzyme complex; SCF ubiquitin ligase complex. Gene Ontology annotation, molecular function: ubiquitin binding; protein kinase binding; histone binding. Lineage: Eukaryota; Metazoa; Chordata; Aves; Passeriformes; Passeridae.